Dermacentor silvarum is the source of this 735-nucleotide messenger RNA. RefSeq lists its product as uncharacterized. The record is from RefSeq and is a predicted model, not a curated record. The transcript is spliced from 3 exons. Gene Ontology annotation, cellular component: nucleus; transcription regulator complex. Bases 1 to 735 code for a protein of 244 amino acids. NCBI's taxonomy places the organism in Eukaryota, Metazoa, Arthropoda, Arachnida, Ixodida, Ixodidae. Gene Ontology annotation, biological process: regulation of transcription by RNA polymerase II.
AUGUCUGACCCCGAUAACAUUGUUGAGCGGCUGCUGGAAGCCAUUAAACAACACCCCUGUGUCUAUGACACAAAACGACUAGAUUUCCGCGACCAGCAGCGCAAGGCAACGCAUGGGAGCAGAUCAGACAGAGCAGCGGUCUCGCCACAGUUUUUGUGUCCUCCGUUGCGGUUUGUAGUGGAAGAAUGCCACAAGCUGUGGAAGCGGUUAAGGGACCGGUUCACCCGCGAGCUCAAAGUCAUUGAGCUCGCGACGAGGAGCGGCAGCGGAUACGUGCCGACGCAAACGUGGGAGUUCGCCGCUGCCAUGGAAUUUUACAAGCAGUGUGGUCGUCCGAGGAAAACAACCAGCAACGUGGGCUCGGCGGGCCUACCAGGAGAGGAAGAUAGUGCCUCCACUCCAGAGGCAAUUUUUCAUACAAUGGUAGAUGGAACGACAACGCCACCCCCCACCAGCAGCAACGACAUUAGCCUGGAAGCCCCAGCAGCAAAUCCUUGGGAACCUGCUUGCCAGGGAGAUCGCACGGUGGGGGAGCCACCCUCAAAACGACCCAAAAAGUCGCAAUGUUGCUACUACUUUGAGCAGCAACUCCUUUCCCAACUUGGCAAGCAGAUGACUGAGAAUGAGGCAUUAACACAGUCUAUAGCCAUUAGCCUUGACAGAAUGCCAAGGGCAGUUGCUUCAAGGUGCAAGGCAAGAAUAAUGGCGCUCAUCGCCGAAUUUUAUGACUCUUAG